ACCCACGCACUUCCCUCACAAUAAUCCAAAAUUUUCAAUUUACCUCUCAUCCCUCUCUCUCUCGCUCUCUCUCUCUCUUACUUUGUUGCUGCUGAAAGCCACUGUCUCACCCACACUGCCUUUAUCACCCUCAUCCCAUUCUCUCUCUCUCUUUAGGGUUGCUGCAUUUCCUUCUCCAGCAGCACAGUACCGCUCUCCAACUCAAUAGCCACAGCUGCAAGUAAUGCACGCAGACAGGAAUAUCCAGCUACCAUAUUUUAGUUUUUGCUCUGUUCCUGCGCUUAAUUCUGAUAAUUUACGAGCUUAGAACACCGACAUUGCUGAUGCAGCUCUGAUCUACAUUUGCCGAACAGAGAGGGGUUUUCUGUGUGCUUUUCUCGUGAAAGUUUGAUUGUUCGGGGAGUUAAGUGAAGGAUGUAAUAAGUUCAUUUAUUUAUUUUCUGUGAGAUAUUUGGCUGGGGAAGGGGUGUGCAAACUAAAAUGGCAUCAAGAGGUGGGCCCUCACAGCAGAACCCACAGCUGCAGCGGCGGAUUACACGCACGCAGACGGUUGGGAAUCUUGGAGAGUCUAUUUUUGACAGUGAAGUAGUUCCUUCGUCUUUAGUGGAAAUUGCCCCCAUUCUACGUGUUGCCAAUGAAGUCGAGCCCAGCAAUCCUCGUGUUGCAUAUCUAUGUAGGUUUUAUGCUUUUGAGAAAGCUCAUAGGUUGGAUCCCACAUCAAGUGGACGUGGUGUCCGUCAAUUCAAAACGGCUCUUUUGCAACGCCUAGAAAGGGAAAAUGAUCCAACCUUGAUGGGAAGAGUGAAAAAAAGUGACGCACGUGAAAUGCAGAGCUUUUAUCAGCAUUAUUACAAAAAGUAUAUUCAAGCUCUACAAAAUGCUGCCGAUAAAGCUGAUCGUGCUCAGCUGACGAAAGCAUACCAAACAGCUAAUGUUCUGUUUGAAGUUUUGAAAGCAGUUAAUCAGACACAGUCUGUGGAAGUCGAUCGUGAGAUAUUGGAAACUCAUGAUAAAGUUGCAGAGAAGACAGAAAUUUAUGUCCCUUAUAACAUUCUACCUCUAGAUCCUGACAGCGCAAAUCAGGCAAUUAUGAAAUAUCCAGAGAUUCAAGCCGCUGUACUAGCGCUACGGAAUACUAGAGGUCUGCCUUGGCCAAAGGAUUAUAAGAAGAAAAAGGACGAAGAUAUCCUUGACUGGCUUCAAGCUAUGUUUGGUUUCCAGAAAGAUAGCGUGGCUAAUCAAAGGGAGCAUUUGAUUUUGCUACUUGCAAAUGUUCAUAUACGGCAGUUUCCUAAGCCGGAUCAACAACCCAAGUUGGAUGACCGUGCUCUUGAUGAAGUUAUGAAGAAGCUUUUCAAGAACUAUAAAAAGUGGUGCAAGUAUUUGGAUCGCAAAAGUAGCCUCUGGUUACCCACAAUACAACAGGAAGUGCAACAGCGUAAAUUGUUAUAUAUGGGGCUCUAUCUUCUAAUAUGGGGUGAAGCUGCCAAUUUAAGAUUCAUGCCAGAGUGCCUCUGCUACAUAUAUCAUCAUAUGGCUUUUGAACUCUAUGGGAUGCUUGCUGGAAAUGUUAGUCCAAUGACUGGUGAAAAUGUGAAACCAGCUUAUGGAGGAGAGGAAGAGGCUUUCCUUCGUAAAGUAGUCACUCCAAUUUAUGAAGUCAUUGCUAGGGAAGCUGCGAGAAGCAAAAUAGCAAAAUCAAAACAUUCACAGUGGAGAAACUAUGAUGAUCUUAAUGAAUACUUUUGGUCUGUGGAUUGUUUCCGAUUAGGAUGGCCCAUGCGUGCUGAUGCUGAUUUUUUCUGUAAGCCAGUGGAUCAACUUCGGGAUGAAAAGAAUGGGGAAAGCAGGCCUACAAGAGAUCGAUGGGUGGGAAAAGUUGACUUUGUUGAGAUCCGGUCUUAUUUUCAUAUCUUUAGAAGCUUCAACAGAAUGUGGAGUUUCUUCAUAUUAUGCUUGCAGGCUAUGAUAAUCAUUGCUUGGAAUGGUUCUGGUCAGCCAAGUUCAGUUUUUGAGGCCAAUGGUUUCAAGAAAGUACUGAGCAUUUUUAUAACCGCAGCAAUUUUGAAACUUGGGCAAGCCGUUCUUGAUGUAAUUCUGAGUUGGAAAGCUAGAAGGAGCAUGUCUUUCCAUGUCAAGCUCCGCUACAUUCUAAAGGUUGUAUCUGCUGCUGCAUGGGUGGUUAUUCUCCCAGUAACUUAUGCUUAUACAUGGGAGAAUCCACCUGGCUUUGCUCAAACUAUCAAAAGUUGGUUCGGCAAUAGCUCAAGUUCUCCUUCGUUAUUUAUCUUGGCUGUUGUUAUCUACUUGUCACCAAAUAUGCUCGCUGUCACUCUCUUUCUUUUUCCCUUCAUUCGCCGAUUCCUGGAAAGUUCCAAUUACAAGAUUGUGAUGCUAAUGAUGUGGUGGUCACAGCCUCGACUUUAUGUCGGAAGGGGAAUGCAUGAAAGCACCUUCUCUCUCUUCAAGUAUUCCUUAUUCUGGGUGCUUCUUAUCAUUACAAAAUUAGCCUUCAGUUUCUAUGUUGAGAUAAAACCUCUGGUGAAGCCAACCAAAGCUAUCAUGGAAGUUCAUAUAUCAACUUAUCAGUGGCAUGAAUUCUUUCCGCAAGCAAAGAACAACAUUGGCGUCGUAGUUGCACUCUGGUCCCCAGUUAUUCUUGUUUAUUUCAUGGAUAGCCAGAUAUGGUAUGCUAUAUUCUCUACACUUUUUGGAGGUAUAUAUGGUGCAUUCCGCCGCCUUGGAGAGAUUCGAACACUAGGAAUGCUUAGAUCCCGAUUUCAGUCGUUACCUGGUGCUUUUAAUGCCUGUUUAAUACCAGAAGAGAAAACUGAGACAACCAAAAAGAAAGGACUGAAGGCCACCUUUUCCCGCAAGUUUGAAGUGAUUCCUUCAAGCAAGGAAAAGGAAGCUGCAAGGUUUGCUCAGUUGUGGAACAAAAUAAUAACAAGUUUCAGAGAGGAGGAUCUUAUAAGUAACAGGGAAAUGGAUCUGUUACUUGUUCCAUACUGGGCUGACCGUGAUUUGGAACUGAUGCAAUGGCCUCCAUUUUUGCUUGCUAGCAAGAUCCCUAUAGCAGUUGAUAUGGCCAAAGACAGUAACGGAAAGGAUAGCGAACUGAAAAAGCGGAUUAAAUCUGAUGAUUACAUGUAUUCUGCUGUCUGCGAGUGCUAUGCUUCAUUUAGGAACAUUGUUAUGUUUCUAGUUCAUGGCAAUCGCGAGAAAGAGGUUAUCGAGUUUAUAUUUUCUGAAGUUGACAGGCAUAUAACAGAUGAUAAGCUGUUAACUGAAUACAAGCUUAAUGCUCUUCCUACUCUGUAUGACCUUUUCGUUAAGCUUGUCAAAUACUUGCUAGAAAAUAAGCCAGAGGAUAGAGAUCAAGUUGUAAUCCUCUUCCAGGACAUGCUUGAAGUUGUGACCCGAGAUAUAAUGAUGGAAGAUCAUAUGUCCAACUUGCUAGAUACAAUUCUUGGUGGGUCUGGACAUGAAGAUGUGGUCCCACUUGAUCAUCAGUUAUUUGCAUCAGCUGGUGCCAUUAAAUUUCCAGCUCCACAAUCUGAAGCUUGGAAAGAGAAAAUCAAGAGGUUGUACUUGUUGCUGACAGUCAAGGAAUCUGCAAUGGAUGUACCGUCAAAUUUGGAAGCUAGGAGGCGCAUUUCCUUUUUCUCUAAUUCCUUGUUCAUGGACAUGCCUUCAGCUCCUAAAGUCCGCAAUAUGUUGUCAUUCUCUGUUUUGACUCCUUAUUACACGGAGGAGGUUCUUUUCUCAUUGCCUGAGCUGGAAGAGCCAAAUGAAGAUGGUGUUUCCAUUCUCUUUUACUUGCAGAAAAUUUUCCCAGAUGAAUGGAACAAUUUUCUUGAGCGUCUCGACUGUUACAAUGAAGAAGAACUAAGGGGUUCUGAUGAAUUAGAAGAACAGUUACGACUUUGGGCUUCAUAUAGGGGCCAAACAUUGACCAGAACUGUUAGAGGAAUGAUGUAUUACCGCAGAGCUCUAGAACUUCAGGCAUUCCUUGAUAUGGCCAAGGAUGAUGAUUUAAUGGAAGGCUAUAAGGCCAUUGAGACGAGUGAAGAUCAGAUUAAAGGGGAGAGGUCGCUGUGGACGCAAUGUCAAGCCGUGGCUGAUAUGAAGUUUACAUAUGUUGUCUCCUGCCAAUUAUAUGGCAUUCAAAAACGAUCUGGAGAUCCUCGAGCGCAAGAUAUACUAAGACUUAUGACAACAUAUCCAUCUCUUCGAGUAGCAUAUAUAGAUGAAGUUGAAGAACCUAGUAAAGACAGAACCAAGAAGGUUAAUGACAAGGUGUACUACUCCACUCUAGUGAAGGCUGCUCUGCCAAAGUCAAAUGCUUCAGAGCCAGGCCAGAAUCUAGAUCAGAUAAUCUACCGUAUAAAACUUCCUGGCCCUUCUAUCCUGGGUGAAGGAAAGCCUGAAAACCAGAAUCAUGCCAUCAUUUUCACGCGUGGAGAAGGCUUACAAACGAUAGAUAUGAAUCAGGAUAACUACAUGGAAGAAGCUUUUAAAAUGAGAAACUUGCUACAAGAAUUUCUUAAAAGGCAUGAUUUGAGACACCCAUCGAUUCUCGGCCUCAGGGAACAUAUCUUCACUGGAAGUGUUUCUUCUCUUGCUUGGUUUAUGUCUAAUCAAGAGACAAGUUUUGUUACUAUUGGACAGAGACUGCUGGCCAACCCUCUUAAGGUUCGGUUUCAUUAUGGCCAUCCUGAUGUUUUUGAUAGAUUGUUUCACCUUACACGAGGUGGGGUGAGCAAAGCCUCCAAAAUUAUCAACCUGAGUGAGGAUAUAUUUGCCGGCUUCAAUUCUACACUCCGUGAAGGCAAUGUAACCCAUCACGAGUAUAUACAAGUUGGUAAAGGGAGAGAUGUUGGCCUUAACCAAAUUUCUCUAUUUGAGGCAAAAAUUGCCAAUGGAAAUGGAGAACAAACAUUGAGUCGGGAUUUGUAUAGACUGGGGCAUCGCUUUGACUUCUUUCGAAUGCUAUCGUGCUAUUUUACAACCAUUGGUUUCUACUUCAGUACUUUGAUUACUGUGCUCACUGUGUAUAUAUUUCUCUAUGGACGCCUUUAUCUUGUUCUUAGUGGCCUUGAAAAAGGAUUAAGCAUGCAACCAGGAAUUCGAGAUAAUAAGUCUCUUGAAAUUGCUUUGGCCUCUCAGUCCUUUGUGCAAAUUGGAUUUCUGAUGGCACUCCCUAUGAUGAUGGAAAUUGGAUUAGAAAAGGGCUUUCGCACUGCGUUGAGUGAAUUCAUAUUAAUGCAACUACAGUUGGCUCCAGUGUUUUUCACCUUUUCACUUGGGACUAAAACCCACUACUAUGGGAGGACUUUACUUCAUGGAGGUGCAAAGUACAGGGCAACAGGUCGUGGAUUUGUUGUGUUCCAUGCCAAAUUUGCUGAAAACUAUCGUCUGUACUCCCGUAGCCACUUUGUUAAGGGGCUUGAGUUAAUGAUAUUGCUUCUCGUUUAUCAAAUAUUUGGUCAGACCUACAGAGGUGCUGUUUCAUAUAUCUUAAUCACUGUAUCUAUGUGGUUUAUGGUGGGAACCUGGCUUUUUGCUCCCUUCCUCUUCAAUCCUUCUGGCUUUGAGUGGCAGAAGAUAGUCGAUGACUGGACUGAUUGGAAUAAGUGGAUCAGUAAUAGAGGAGGUAUUGGUGUUCCCCCAGAGAAAAGUUGGGAAUCAUGGUGGGAAGAGGAGCAAGAUCAUCUCCGCCAUUCUGGAAAACGUGGUAUUAUUGCUGAGAUAAUACUGGCAAUACGGUUUUUCAUUUAUCAGUAUGGCCUUGUAUAUCACUUGCACAUCACAAGGAAUACCAAAAGUGUUCUGGUAUAUGGCAUAUCAUGGCUGGUAAUCUUCUUGAUCCUUUUUGUCAUGAAGACAAUUUCUGUUGGGCGAAGGAAAUUUAGUGCAAAUUUUCAACUUGUCUUCCGGCUUAUAAAGGGUUUAAUCUUUGUGACAUUCAUCUCUAUCCUGGUUAUUCUGAUUGCCCUACCCCACAUGACACCAAGAGAUAUUGUGGUUUGCAUACUCGCCUUCAUGCCCACCGGUUGGGGCUUGCUUCUGAUUGCUCAAGCAUGUAAGCCGAUUGUUCAGAGAGCUGGAUUCUGGGGUUCAGUCAGAACGCUAGCUCGUGGAUAUGAAAUUCUGAUGGGUCUACUUCUCUUCACACCAGUGGCUUUCCUUGCGUGGUUUCCGUUCGUAUCAGAGUUCCAAACUCGAAUGUUGUUCAACCAAGCCUUCAGUAGAGGUCUUCAGAUAUCACGUAUUCUGGGUGGACAUCGGAAAGACAGAUCCUCCAGGAACAAGGAAUAGGUUUUUUGGAUGUUACUUUUAUUUAUCUACUUGUUUAUGAACUGCUUGAGCUUGUCUCCUGUCCUUGUAAUUAUGUAGUAUUAUGGUAUAUUUUCCUCCAUGAAGUAACUUUAAUAUGCAGACAUUAUUUUUAAA
Messenger RNA from Salvia miltiorrhiza (redroot sage), 6456 nucleotides. RefSeq names its product callose synthase 3-like. NCBI's taxonomy places the organism in Eukaryota, Viridiplantae, Streptophyta, Magnoliopsida, Lamiales, Lamiaceae. The coding region runs from base 481 to 6321 and encodes 1946 amino acids. Gene Ontology annotation, biological process: (1->3)-beta-D-glucan biosynthetic process. The record is from RefSeq and is a predicted model, not a curated record. Gene Ontology annotation, molecular function: 1,3-beta-D-glucan synthase activity. Gene Ontology annotation, cellular component: plasma membrane; 1,3-beta-D-glucan synthase complex. The transcript has 44 exons.